GCUUCGUAUUCGCGGAAAUAGGAAGGUGCCUUCCAUUUAUUUGUAACAAAGAACAUGUCACCAUGCACGUCCGAAAUCGGUGCUGAAUACCUUUGCAGAACUUAAAGGGGAAAAAGAACAUCGUACCUCUCCUUAAUUUUGCAAUUACUUGAACAGAACUAGAUAGUUGACUUUCCUGGCUAUGCGGCUGUGUGAUAUAGGUCUACUGAGAAAAGUCUCAAGAAAUAUGAUCAGUUUCUCUUUAACAUCUUAAGAACACACGUAUUGGGAAAGUUGACCUCCUCGUCAUGAAACCUACACUGGUUAUCUUUCCCCUGCCGUGUUCCCUGUUAGAAUCCUGCAGACUGCCGAUCGAAGUUUACACCGUUGCCGAAGCUCACCGCUAACCAUCCCUGUGACAUGGAUGGCGAGGCCUUCUCCCGGCGAGCUGCCGAGAUGGCGGACUUCAUCAACAGGUACCUGAGGGACAUCAAAGAGUACCGGGUCACGCCGGCUGUGACCCCGGGAUAUCUCCACCGUCUGCUGCCCAGUGAGGCGCCCCGGAGACCGGAGUCGUGGGAAAGCAUCAUGAGCGACGUGGAGGACACUAUAUUACCUGGGAUGACUCACUGGCAACACCCCGGCUUUCACGCUUACUUCCCUGCCGGUAACUCCUACGCGUCCAUUCUUGCUGACAUGCUGUCAGACGGCCUCGGUUGCAUAGGCUUCUCGUGGGCUGCCAGUCCGGCGAUGACGGAGCUUGAGACUUUGAUGGUAGACUGGUUGGGUCGCAUGAUGGGUCUGCCCAAAGAGAUGCUUCCCUACACGGAGGGCGGUAACGGCGGCGGGGUUAUUCAGGGAUCGGCAAGUGAGUGCACCUUAGUGUGCAUGCUUGCUGCUCGAGCUAAAGCUCUGAAUGAACUCAAAGAGAUCUACCCCGACGAAGAAGACUGCGUUCUGCUGUCCAAGCUCGUGGCAUACUUCUCGGAAGAGGCCCAUUCUUCCGUCGAAAAGGCCGCCAACAUCGCGUUUGUGAAGAGGCGUAAACUCCCAACAGACGCCCACUAUUCCUGCCGAGGGGAAACGCUUCGAAAAGCAGUAGAGACUGAUGUGGAGAAAGGUCUCGUUCCGUUCUUCGUGUGUGCCACGAUUGGUACGACCGGCGUGUGUGCGUGCGAUGACGUGGAGGGGUUGGGCCGUGUGUGUUCCGAGAGGAACCUGUGGCUGCACGUGGACGGCGCGUACAGUGGCAACGCGCUCAUCUGCCCGGAGUUCAGAUAUCUCCUGCGGGGUUUUCAGUAUGUGAAGUCAUUCAAUUUCAACCCCAACAAGUGGAUGAUGGUCAACUUCGACUGCUCCGUCAUGUGGGUGCGAGAUAAGCAUGCACUGACGAAUGCCUUGACUGUCAACCCGAUAUAUCUACAGCAUGACAACGAAGCUCAUUCGAUAGACUACAGGAACUGGACAAUUCCUCUGAGUCGUCGCUUCCGUUCUCUCAAGCUGUGGUUUGUCAUCAGGAUGUACGGCGUGGAGGGAUUGCAGCAAUACAUACGAUCGCACGUGGCAAUGGCUAAACGAUUCGAGGCACUGGUGCGGCGAGAUGCCAGAUUUGAGAUCCUCGGAGACGUGGUGUUCGGUCUGGUGUGCUUCCGACUUAAGGGGCCAAACAACUUGACCGAGUCCCUCCUGCGUCGGAUCAACCAGUCUGGCAAGGCCCACAUGGUUCCCGCCUCCCUCCGUGGCACGUUCGUCAUCCGCUUCGCCGUGUGCCACCCGGACCCGACGGAAGAGCACGUACAACAGACGUGGGGCGUCAUCACAUCAAACGCCGAGUGCGUGCUCUUCGAACGCGAGGUGGUCGUCGAGAAGCUCCGACGGCUGUUUUCAAAGUACAAGGAGAACAGAAGCAGGCGCCCAAUAAGAAUUUUGGGGGAGCUGAAAAAGAAUUGUAUUGAGCCUCUGGGCCCACAUCCCAAAACAUGCAGAAGAUAACUCCAAAUACCAUUAAACAAAAGUAGCAAUCAUGACUUGCCUGUUAGUUGAAGUGGGCCAACUCCUUAAAACUAUUAUUACUCAUGUGGCAAUUUCAGCUUCAAUUAUAAAAGGCCAGUCGAUUGGCAGAGUGACUGAAUAUAAAUAUCUAGACACCGCCAUAGACCAGGAGUUGAAAUUUUGACAGAAACACAAAAUAUACGAUCGCUAAACUACAGCAAAAGCUCUUCUACCUGCGUAAGCUGAAAUCUUUUGGCAUACACAACAUUCUUGAAAUGUUUUUGUUUGUAUAGCACUGUGAUUCAAAGAGUUCUUACUUUUAAUCUUGUCUGUAUAUGUUUGGAAAUAUGAGGUCACUUAAAACAGGCAAGAAGAAUAACAGGUACAUAGCUGUGUAGUCCAGACAGAGACGCUGUACUAUAGUGUAUACAGUAGUAAAGUUGACCGAGUUUGUCUGACCCAUCCCAUCCGCUGUAUCCUAAGUUUUUAAUGAGUAACAGGGGUGGUCGUCUCUUGCAGUGGAAAAUUAGAACUCAGCGCCACAAAACUCGUUUUUUUUUUCCGACAGCAGUCUGAUUUUACAGUGACAUAGCCUUCUCAAUUCAUUUCAGUUCAAUUUUUAGUCGUUACUUUUAACCCUAAAAGGGCCGGGGGCAGAAUCCGCCCCCCCCCCUCAACUUUUUCCGCGAUAGCCUUGAUUU
This is a messenger RNA of Patiria miniata (bat star), 2672 nucleotides long. RefSeq names its product aromatic-L-amino-acid decarboxylase-like. Gene Ontology annotation, biological process: amino acid metabolic process. Bases 400 to 1971 code for a protein of 523 amino acids. The transcript is spliced from 12 exons. NCBI's taxonomy places the organism in Eukaryota, Metazoa, Echinodermata, Asteroidea, Valvatida, Asterinidae. Gene Ontology annotation, molecular function: carboxy-lyase activity; pyridoxal phosphate binding. The record is from RefSeq and is a predicted model, not a curated record.